Molecule: messenger RNA, 2308 nt
Organism: Clarias gariepinus (North African catfish)
Lineage: Eukaryota; Metazoa; Chordata; Actinopteri; Siluriformes; Clariidae
Exons: 2
Coding region: 85-2148 (687 amino acids)
Source: RefSeq, a predicted model, not a curated record
CCAGUUGUGUUGAGAGAGCUGACAGAGGACCACUUUCACAUCUUUACUGAAACCACCUGAAUAUCAAGCAGGAACAAGGACUCCAUGGAUUUCCAAAUUGCAAAGAAAAAUCAAAGCCUCACCACAAGUGAGGAGAUGAGAAACCAAAUCCAGCUUGUAAUGCAGCCGUAUGCCAAUUGGGAGCAGUAUCUGACUCCUGCUCCACUCUCCAUAGCCAUCCUGGGAGAGCUGGUCUUCAUCUCCUCUAGUGCAGAUUUUUCCAUCAACAAAAACCCACCUAAAGGUGGCUACAACUACAUCAGAUACCCAGAUUCAUUUCGUGCCUGCCUCAUGCAGGUGUGUAACUCUGGCUGGGUGGCUUUUAACGAGGCCCAUAAGAACAUGGAUCAGAUUAGACUCCAUACUAUGGUAGUUCCAGAUUAUAUGAAGACAGCUGUAAAGAUCUUAUUCCAAGACAAUGAUGAGGUUGUUCAAGCUCACCUCCCUGACCAGCUGGAGAACAUCCGUGUCAUUGCAGAUGACUGUCUUCAGCUGGCAGAUUCAACAGAAAAGCGUUUCACCGAUGUCAUUAAUAUUAUCCAAGAACUGCUUGAAGCUUGUGUAAAUGCUCAAUACUUUUAUGGAGAGGAGCUGGAUGCCAUCAAGAAGAAACUGGAGGAGGCCAAGAUGAGGAAACAGUCAUCAGAAGAAGCCAUGAAAUACUCACAGAAGGCAGUGAAAGCCAUGGAACAGGAACUGAAGGAAGCACAUGAAAGUUACAAGAAAGCACUAGAUUCACUACCCAGUGGAUGGGAAAUGAUUGGUAUGGAUCUUGCUGAAGGUUUGUCUGAGAGCUUCACAACUCUUGUUAAUGGACUAACAUCCAUGGUAUCUCAACCAGCGACCCAAAUCUGUAAUGUUUCAAAAAAGAUUUCUGAUAUGGCAGGUCAAGGGCCAAAAUCUGCUGCUGAUAAUAUUGAUGAAAUCAAUAUUUACAGCAAGUCUGCAGAAAUUCUAAAGUGCACAGAGAACAUUCAGAUGUUUGUGAAAGAGGACACAAUCAACUGGAAAGACUUGUAUGAUCAAAAGAAUAAAGCUGCAGUGACAGAUUUUCAGGUAAAACAGUUCACCAGAAUCAAGGAGAAUUUAAAAGGAGUCCCAAAUUGCAAAACAAAAGAUGAUGUUCUGAACCUUUGUGAUGAAGGUAUUAAAAUAUGUGCAGAACUAGCAAAGUAUGCACCAGAUGGAAAAUGUGAAGAUGCCAAAAGAAAGGAGCUGAUUGAAAGGAUAAAAAAACUUACUGAAUCUGCUCGUGUUUUUGACACCAAAAGUAAAGACAUCACAAAGUCUCCUGCCCUGAGUCCCAAACCACCAAUGAUGUCCAAAGAGGAAAAUAAAUCUCAGAAAGCGAGCACUUCACAAAGAGCAUCAGACAAUGCCAGGUUCCGCAUCGAACAGAGCCAUGUUCAACUGGACAAGACCAGAGAAUGCUAUGAGAAGAGUGUAGAGAACAUGGAGAAGAACCAAAAGGAGCUGACUGAAAUUCUGAUCACCAUGAGAAACUGUGAGAUCAAAGAGAUAGACUUUAACACAACUAUACAAAUGCUGGUGAAAGGUAUGGAUGCCAUGGGGAGAGUGAAAGAGCAGUGGGAGAAGAUGGUACACUUUUUUCAGAUGGUGUCCAACAUCGUGAAAACCAGCCUGACCAGAACCCUUAAAGAUUUUGUCUCCACAUCUGAGAAAACACGUUCACUUUCUUACAAUGCAAAGCUCUUCUCCAAAGAUCUUCUCUACAAACAAGCCUUUCAGGCAACUAACAUAUCCAGCCUAGUCCACAUGAUCUCAGCAACUUACACUGAGAUUUCUGCCAAGCACAUCAUGGAUCGUGUCAGCUCUCUGGGAAAACUGAUGGCCAUGGACAAAAACAAGCCUGAGUUUCUUUCUGAGCGUCAGAAGUUAGAGAACUUCUGUGACGAAGCGCAAAAAGCCAUCUUACGUCUUGUUCUUAAGAACAAAGAGGAGUUUGAAAGGAAGAGUGCUGCAAGACUGGAGAAGAUUGAUAAAGAGCUGCUUGCUAUACUCCCUGCUGCUGCUCCAGAAGAGAAAAAGAGCAUUCAAGAGGCUGUUAUAAGAGGAUUUACAGAGGAAGAGGAAGCAGCUUAUGCAUGAGUACAUAAACAAAGAAAAAUCCUACUUUUCUAUAAUUAUAUUCAGUAAAAAAAAUAAAACAUAUAUAACAAUAUAUUAUAUAGUAGUGUGUCAUUGUCAGCAAAAAACAUGAUUGCAAUUUAUAUGUCCAGCUAAAAAACAAUGCUACAACAUUUAUCAC